UGGCGCUCGGUUUCUGGUCGGUACAGUAACGCGAUGGACCUCAAAGACGAAUCCCAGAUUGAGUUUACAAUAACUAGCUUUACCACCUGCUGCCGGUUAUGCUUAUCGUGCAGCGAGAGCGAGGAUUACUACGACAUCUACCUUAGUUCGAUCGCUUCCCACAGCGAGACAACCUUCGUGGAAGCCAUACAGAAAAUCACUAACGUAGAGCUCAUUUCCAACAGUAAGCUACCGUCGAAAAUUUGCAGAAAUUGCGCGGCCCGAAUAGAUGAUGCAUUUUGUUUCGUGCGCGAUUUUCAUCGCACCAACGAGAUGCUUCAGAACUAUCUCGAUAACGAAGAAUGCGACAAAGAAGAGGCGGAAGAAAUAGAUCUAACCACCGUGCAAGAACUAUGCGAACUGGACCUAACCGAUCAGCAGAUCGUGACGGACGAGGAGAACGAGAACGAGCAACGCGAAGGUAGCAAAGAGUCCGAACACCCGGACGACGAACAGCUCGUGCACCAGCGUCACGACACUCCCGAACAGCCGAGCGGGACAAACCGGGGCCUAACGGCGGUAGAUUUCAUCCUGCAGCAGAUUACCACCUCGCCCCAGAAGAAAAAACGGCGCCCCGACAAGUCUGCGCUCAAGCACCAGUGUAACGAGUGUGACAAAUCGUUUCUCCGCCGGUCGAACCUGGUCGAUCAUUUGCGCCUGCACGCACAGCUGAAGGUGUUCGCGUGCGAUUUCUGCGACAAGCGGUUCGUGCAGUCGGGCAAUCUGAAGUCGCACAUGCGAACGCACACGGCGGAACGGCCGUACCGGUGCAGCAUGUGCCAAAAGGGGUUCACCCAAUCGAGCGCCCUCAAGACGCACAUGUUAGCGCACACCAACACGAAGCCCUUCGCGUGCGACGUGUGCGACAAAGCGUUCGUAAGCAGCUCGGAUCUGUGCAAGCACAAGCUGACCCAUUCCGCCCAGAAGCGCUACCGGUGCGUCAUCUGUCCGGAGCGGUUCUUCACGCAGAAGGUGCACCUGCGGAACCAUCUGACCCGGAUGCAUCCGACCAGCAACAUCUCGGUCUCGCUGGAGGCAGGCGUUGUAAAGUAAUUUGGGGGAGAAAAUGAAUGCGGCGGUGGUGUAGUGACUGCAGACUUUUCGAUUGUAGAGUUUUGCACUCACUCAUCCCUCUUCAAAUGCGUAAGCUUUUAAUGCUAUAGUGCCACAUUGGCAUAAAUGUUCAUAAUUUCGAAAGUAAGCAAGGAAUAAUAAAAUCGGAAACGAAUCACUGAACGAUUACUCAACAAAAGAAAA
Messenger RNA from Anopheles gambiae (African malaria mosquito), 1296 nucleotides. Its product is annotated as zinc finger protein 675. Gene Ontology annotation, molecular function: zinc ion binding. The transcript is spliced from 2 exons. Lineage: Eukaryota; Metazoa; Arthropoda; Insecta; Diptera; Culicidae. Bases 34 to 1092 code for a protein of 352 amino acids. The record is from RefSeq and is a predicted model, not a curated record. Gene Ontology annotation, cellular component: nucleus.